Thermothielavioides terrestris NRRL 8126 is the source of this 648-nucleotide messenger RNA. RefSeq lists its product as uncharacterized. NCBI's taxonomy places the organism in Eukaryota, Fungi, Ascomycota, Sordariomycetes, Sordariales, Chaetomiaceae. The record is from RefSeq and is a predicted model, not a curated record. The transcript has 3 exons. Bases 1 to 648 code for a protein of 215 amino acids.
AUGGAGGAACUCCAGUGGCGCCCAUCAAGGACAGCUUCUCGGAGGCGCCACGAGCGCCGACACAGCCACGAUGACGACGGACUACACAAUCAGAUCAACAGACGCAGGACCAGUGUGAAAGGGAGCACAAGACACCUCGGCAUGGCCCAUGGACCUCUCGGCCCCCUAGAAGAGGGCCCAGCCCUCCGCUCCAAGCAUCAGAAUGACGAGUACAUUCAAUCUUGGUUACAACAGACCCAGGCCCGCUCUUCCCCUCUCCCCGGGCUAGAACGCCACGGAGGGCAACCUCGGGCCGGAUCCCUCGCGUACAGGCAUGGGAAGAGAUCUAGGUCUCCGUCAGAGGCUGGUCUGCCGUCACCAGGCACAGCCAAACAAGCUGAGCCGAGCAAUCGGAUACCGAGGACUAGCCGCAUAUCAGAAAGCCUCACGCGCAAGGCUUCGGAGCCCCGAAAAUCGAAGACGAAGCUCAACAAGAGCCAGAAAGAGGACAAGGAACUGGAGGAGCUUGCUGCAUUUUUCUCCCGCAGAACGUCCCAGACGAAAGCCAGGGCUAGGGAGCCCGACCCUGCGUAUCAUGCGAGGCGUUCACGACGUAUCCUCAGCAACAAGGAGACGCUGGGCUACCGCUGGCAGGAGAGCAAGCAAUGA